GAGAGAGAGAGAGAGAGAGAGAGAGAGAGAGAGAGAGAGAGAGCAAUGGCGGCGGCUAUCGACGACUCGUGCCGGCGGCCAGGGUCGGUGCCGUUCAAGUGGGAGGUGUGCCCGGGGACGCCCAAGCACGUCCGGAGCAGCAGCGCCAGCGCCGCGCCGCCGCCCUACACCUCCGCGUCCCCGCUCACCAAGGCGGCCGUGUCGCCAAAGCUGACGCCGCCCCCGGCCAUGUCGCCGUCGCCGUACCACUCCCCGCGGGUCUCCUACUACGCCGCACGCUCGGCAUCGGUGUCGCCGUCCCGGCGCCGCGCGCCGCACCGCCCGACGGCCUUCCUCGACAUCGCGCCCCGGGUCGCACCGGCGUCGUCGUACGGCCCCGGCCCCGAGGACGAGGACACGGCGGCGGCGAGCAGGUGCUUCCCGCUCCCCGUGUUCCGGAGGAGGGACCGGGACGGCAACAAAGGCAGUGGCUCGGGGCGGCGGCCUGGGGCGUCGUCGUGCUCGUCGUCCGGGAGCAGCUUCAGGUCGGACGGCGCGCCGUGGCCGACGGGCCUGCGGCGGUCGGCGUCGAGCUCGUCGUCGUCUUGCCUGUCCCUGUCGUCCAGGAGCAGCGGCAAGCUGGUCGAGGCGAGGGAGGUGGAGGCUGCCGGCGGCUGGUUCUACUGAGACAACCGGCAACGGCAAGUCGGCAAGGCAACCAUGGAUGCAUGCUUGCCACCAUAACUGAAGAGCAAGGAAUGGAGAAGGUUGUCUGUCACUGUGUGCGUGCGUGCGUGCGUGUGGAGACGCUGAGACCCCAGCAAGAACACGUAGUGAUUCAUGGCUGGAGACUGUUUGUACGCGCUUGCUCUUGUGUACAAAACAGUUGCUCGUCGAUCCAAUAGUUUCAGAUGGGUCAGAUACUGGGUCGUGCAGAUUUACACACAAGUCAGGAUGUGUUUAGUUGGUGAAAAAAUUUGGGUUUGGGUACUGUAGCACGUUUCA
This is a messenger RNA of Panicum virgatum (switchgrass), 984 nucleotides long. RefSeq lists its product as uncharacterized. Bases 46 to 666 code for a protein of 206 amino acids. The record is from RefSeq and is a predicted model, not a curated record. The transcript has a single exon. Lineage: Eukaryota; Viridiplantae; Streptophyta; Magnoliopsida; Poales; Poaceae.